AUGAUCAACUGUUUGAAGGAUCCAUGGCUCCCGACUAAUUAUCCAUUCAUGGUUAAUCCCAGUAUUGACCCAUCUCUGAAUGAUAAAUUAAUAUGGUCCUUUACUAAAAAUGUUCGUUAUUCGGUCAAAUCAAGGUACCAUAUAGCCUCUCAACUAUUGUUAUCUACUAGUGUGAAUGGUCAUAGUUCUACCACUAAUCUCUCAUCUACUGCUGAAAAUUUCUUGUCACGUGUUUGGGGUCUUAAAGUCCCGCCGAAAAUUCGUAUCUUUAUGUGGAAAUUAUUGUUAAACAAAAUUCCAGUGGGUAUGAAUCUUCAAGUGCGAUGUCCUUCAAUCCCUUCGACUUGUCGUAUCUGUGGUCUAUUUGAAGAAUCAGUUGAACAUCUUUUUUAUUCAUGUUUUUUGGCAAAAAGUAUAUGGUUCCAUUCUGAGUUAAUGUUGCGUUCAGAUUGCUUUGGUCAAAUCCCAUUUAAUGUCUGGUGGGUAAAAGUUUUUGACGGCCUUACCACUCCUUUUCAACGUAAUUUGAUGGCAGUAAUUUGUUGGAGAAUAUGGAUUGCAAGAAAUGAUAAGUGUUUUAACAAUUCCGAAUGGACAGUCUCAGAAGUGAAUUCCAGAGCAUUGGCACAAUUACAUGAAUUUUCAUCUGCUCAUGUGUUGAAUAAUCAAUCUUCGGCUAUAGUUAACAGAUCAACUCGGCAGGUUCAGCGGUGGAGGCCUCCACCGCCGGGAAUGAUCAAAAUAAAUUUUGAUGCGGCCUUAAGUAUUAGUAACCGUAUUGCAGCUGUUGGUUUGGUUUGUUCAAAUUCUUCAGGGUACAUCACUUAUUCUUGCUCUCAUCGUUUUCCAGGAAUUGUAUCUCCUGAAAUUGCGGAGGCACUGGGGAUGCGGCAUGUCAUUAUGAUUGCUUCUCAACUUGGUCUAAAGAAUAUUAUUAUUGAAGGUGAUUGCUUAAAUGUGAUCUCUGCAUCUCAAGGCAAGAAGGAUAUUCCGUCAACAAUAGAUGUCAUAAUCUUUGAUACCGUUCGCUUAUCAUCGUCGUUUAUAUCUUGCGACUUUGCAUAUGUUAAGCGAAUGUCUAAUUGGAUGGCCCAUGAAGUGGCUAAAAAGUCCUUAAAGCCUCCUUUUUAG
Molecule: messenger RNA, 1131 nt
Organism: Mercurialis annua (annual mercury)
Lineage: Eukaryota; Viridiplantae; Streptophyta; Magnoliopsida; Malpighiales; Euphorbiaceae
Exons: 2
Coding region: 1-1131 (376 amino acids)
Molecular function (GO): RNA-DNA hybrid ribonuclease activity; nucleic acid binding
Source: RefSeq, a predicted model, not a curated record